GUGGAUUCACAUUCAGACACACUCGUCCUCUUUGCAGUUACAAAAUAAGGAGGCAAAGAGAACAGUGGGCAGUAGCUGCAGCACUGCAAUGGAGAACCCAAUGAGGAGGACAUAUAACAGGCAGAAAAUAUCAUUUAUACCAAAGUUUUCUCAGGUUUCCUUCAACAGUGAUGGACAUUUUAACUCUCGCUAUGAAAUAUUUGGACAAGAUGGAGAUGGAUCUAACCGACGGGCCAUUCUGUGUCUGGGACUGCUGAAUGUUGUUCUGCUGAUAGUUGCUGUUGUUAUUGGGAUCAACUGUGCCAAAGUCAAAGAAGGUUCCGUCCAGGUUUCCCACUCAGCUGCAACACAGCUCGUCAAUGAGCUGGACUAUCUCCGUAAUAACCACAGCGAUGUGAUCGAGGCUGAAGAGGAGGCCAAGAAGGCGUUAGAGAGGGCGCUCAAAAACCACGCAAAGCUAAAGGUGCAAAUCGAGCAGCAGAAGACCAUCAAUGACAAUUAUCAGAGACAGAUUGAGGGACUGCGAGCAGAGAAGACAAAUCUGCAGUCCAAUAUAUCAGCUUUGGAGGGAAGCUGUGGCAGAUGCCUCUCUGGAUGGAUUCUUCUUGACUCAACCUGCUAUUUCAUUUCUUACUCUGAAGCCCCUGCUGUCAAAAAGAACUGGCCAGAUAGUAGAGCAGACUGUAUUAGUCGUGGGGCCGACCUGGUUGUGAUUGAUAACCGGGAGGAGCAGAAAUUUGUGAGUGACACUAUCCAAAAUAAGAAAACCAGUUCCAAGAGGUCGGAGAACGGAUUCUGGAUCGGUCUCACUGACAUAGAGGAAGAGGGGACAUGGGUCUGGAUCAAUAAUGUCACUGAGUUGGAACAAAGGUACUGGAUGGAUGGAGAACCAAACAACAUCGGGCACAAGGGAGAGAAUUGUGGGGUUGCAGUUUAUAGCUCCUCCAAUCCCUGGAAGACUCGGUUUGAUGGGCCGUGCCAUGGGAAAAAGUUACACUGGAUAUGUGAAAUACCAUGUGCCAAAGCCAAAGACCUUCAGAUUCCUUAUUCAGUUCUCCACAAUAGCAGUGAUAUCAUCAGAGCUAAUCUGGAGGCCCAGGCAGCAUUAAAGCGAGAGCGCACCAGCCACCUGCAACUAAAGCUGCUGGUGAAGCAUAGGAAGACUGUCACCGAUGGCCUUCAGAGACAGAUGGAGAGUCUACAGACAGAGAAGACAAAUCUAAAGAUUAACAGAACUACUUUAGAAUCACGUCAGACUGCUCUCAUCUCAACAGUCAAAAUGGAGGACAAAGAAAAUGCAGAUGGCACUUUUGAAGCCACAUAUAACAAACUGAUUUGUCAGGAGAACAUAAGCACAGAUGAGCACCCUCUAUAUCCAAACCAAGAGAAGCGACAAGUGUCCAUGUCCAUGGUGAGACCUGAAUCCUGUAUGAAUCAUUACAGACUGCUUGCAGUGAGCUUGGCAGUGCUCGCUGUCAUUCUUCUAGCUGUUGAUAUUGGCCUGGGAGUCUAUUAUAACAAACUUACUGGUGGGCACCAUACCAUAAGGGACAUCAACAGCGAGAUGGCCAAACUGCAGGAUACUUACAACACUGCAAUCCAACGCAAGGAUGAAAUGAGGAAACAGUUGGCAAGAGAACUCACUGAGCAGCAACGUACCAAGUGGGAGCUCGAACAUCAGACUAGAAGAAACAAAGACUAUGAAAAGCAGACUGAAAAUCUUCAAUACGAAGUUGCAGUGUUGAGAUCCCACCUACCGAUGAUUGAGGAGGGCUGCAGACACUGUUUGCCCGGAUGGACUUUGAUGAACUCAGUGUGUUACUUCUUCGCUUUCUCUGAUGCUAUGCCGAGCAGAUCCUGGCUGGAAGCCAGAAAUUUCUGCAAGAAGCAAGGAGGCGACUUGGCAAUAAUAGACAGCACAGAGAAACACCUGGCAGUAAGUGAAUUGAUAAAUAACUACCGUGACGCCACGAAACCCAUAACCCAGAGUGGCUUCUGGAUCGGACUGAGAGAUAUAGAGGAGGAAGGGAUGUGGAAAUGGCUGGAUGGAACAAAACUGAUUGAGGGGUACUGGAAUGAUGGAGAGCCCAACAACCAGUAUGGUGAGGACUGUGCAGCUACGUAUCCCAGAGACAACCCCUUUAAGGCCUGGAACGAUGCUCCCUGCAAUUAUGAACUGAAAUGGAUUUGUGAAAUGGCACCAAGGUCUGCGGGUUAAUGUUUUUUUUUUUAAAACCAUGUUAAGUUUUAGUUUAAUUGUUUGAAUAAAAAUUAAGUCCAUCUUAG
Molecule: messenger RNA, 2286 nt
Organism: Xiphias gladius (swordfish)
Lineage: Eukaryota; Metazoa; Chordata; Actinopteri; Istiophoriformes; Xiphiidae
Exons: 13
Coding region: 89-2218 (709 amino acids)
Source: RefSeq, a predicted model, not a curated record